AUGUCCUUUCCACCUCACGACAUUUCCACCCCAUUUAGCUUUCCAGAGGAAGAAAAGAAAAUAAUUGCCUUUUGGAGGGAGAUAGACGCGUUCCGAACGCAGCUGAAACUUACAGAGGGUCGACCACCGUUCUCCUUUUACGAUGGUCCACCUUUUGCCACUGGUCUUCCACAUUAUGGGCAUCUACUAGCAGGCACUGUGAAGGACAUUGUAACAAGGCACGCGAGCGCAAGCGGAUACUACGUCGAGAGACGAUUUGGGUGGGACACCCACGGUCUCCCAGUAGAACAUGAGAUCGACAAAAAACUCGGUAUUAAAGGAAAAGAAGACGUGAUGGCUAUGGGUAUUCCCAAAUACAAUGCGGAGUGCCGAGCGAUCGUCAUGCGAUAUGCGAGCGAAUGGAAGCAAACAGUCGAACGCAUGGGGAGGUGGAUCGACUUCGAGAACGAUUACAAGACGCUCAACACGUCAUUUAUGGAAUCGGUGUGGUGGGUCUUUGGCGAAUUGUUUGAUAAAGGGCUAGUCUACCGCGGGUUGCGUGUUAUGCCUUAUUCAACGGGAUGUACGACACCCUUGUCGAAUUUCGAAGCGGGGCAGGAUUACCGUGAUGUUAGCGAUCCAGCAGUCACUGUUGCAUUCCCUCUCGUCGACGAUCCUAAGACAUCUCUUCUCGCCUGGACGACCACCCCUUGGACCCUCCCGAGCAACCUAGCUCUGUGCGUCCAUCCCAAUUUCGAUUACAUCAAGAUCCACGACGAGGCGCGUCAAGAGAACUUCAUUAUCCACGAAAGUCUCCUUACCACGCUAUACAAAGACCCGAAGAAAGCGAAGUUCAAGAAAGUAGGGACGUUCAGAGGCGUAGAUAUGAAAGGAUGGAGAUAUGUCCCAUUAUUUGACUAUUUUACCGACAAGUAUGAAGAUCGGGCAUUCAGAGUGCUCGUGGACGAGUAUGUUACCAGCGACAGUGGUACCGGAAUAGUCCAUCAAGCACCGGCCUUUGGCGACGAUGAUCAUCGCAUCGCAAUAGCCAACGGGAUCAUAAAUGCAGACGAAAUGCCUCCCUGUCCCAUCAAUGACGCAGGGAAUUUCACCAAUGAGGUCCCAGACUUCGCUGGGAAGCAUGUCAAGGUCGCUGAUAAAGACAUCCAGAGAGUCCUCAAGCAGAGAGGAAGAUUGAUUGUUCAAUCAACUAUCGUUCAUCAGUACCCCUUCUGCUGGCGUUCUGGCACACCAUUACUGUACAGGGCGAUUCCAGUAUGGUUUGUCCGCGUCCAGCCAGCAGUAGAUCGACUCAUCGCGAACAACCAAGAGACGAGAUGGGUGCCGCAAGUCAUCGGUGACAAUCGUUUCGGGAACUGGCUGGCAAGUGCUCGAGACUGGAAUAUUUCACGGAAUCGCUAUUGGGGGACACCUAUCCCAUUGUGGGUCAGCGAUGACUAUGAGGAGAUCGUGUCAGUAGGAUCCAUCGCUCAAUUGGAAGAACUUUCAGGAGUGAAAGGCAUCAAAGAUUUGCAUCGCGAGAGCAUCGAUCACAUCACCAUCCCUUCGAAGCAAGGUAAAGGUGUUCUUCGGAGAGUGGAGGAGGUUUUCGAUUGCUGGUUUGAAUCUGGGAGCAUGCCGUAUGCUCAACAACACUAUCCUUUUGAGAAUAAGGAGAAAUUUCAAGCUACUUUCCCAGCGGAUUUCAUUUCAGAAGGUAUCGACCAAACUCGAGGGUGGUUCUACACGCUUCUGGUCCUUGCUACCCUCCUCUUCGACACCGCGCCUUGGAAGAACGUGAUCGUCAGUGGCCUCGUCCUUGCCGCUGAUGGGAAAAAGAUGAGCAAACGUUUGAAGAAUUAUCCGGAUCCCAACCUUGUCAUCGAUACCUACGGUGCCGACGCUACGCGGUUAUUCCUCGUCAACUCACCCAUCGUCCGGGCAGAGAACCUCCGGUUCCGGGAAGAAGGCGUGCGAGAGGUUGUCUCAAGAGUGUUGCUGCCAUGGCUGAACUCCUUCCGCUUUUUCCUUGGCCAAGUGAACCUCUACAAAAAAGAGCACGGGAGAGAUUUUGUGUACGACUCUCACGCCAAGAAGUCAACGAAUGUGAUGGAUCGCUGGAUCCUGGCCAGAUGCCAGUCUCUUAUCAAGCUGGUGCGAGAAGAGAUGGCAGCGUACCGUCUAUACACCAUUAUACCGCGAUUGUUAGACCUAAUUGAUGAGCUGACUAAUUGGUACAUCCGAUUCAACCGCAAGCGUUUGAAGGGUGAUAAUGGACCGGACGAGACCCUUGUUGCAUUGAACACCUUGUUUGAAGCUCUGUUCACGCUCUGUCGGACAAUGUCGUCUUACACUCCAUUUUUAACGGAGAAUCUAUAUCAGAGUUUGCGAGGAUACAUCCCUGCCUCCGAGGAUCUUGGAGAAGAUCCCAGAUCUAUCCAUUUUUUGGGAUUCCCGGUGGUGAAGGAAGAGUACUUUGACUCCGACAUCGAACGCCAGGUUAAGCGGAUGCAGAGCGUCAUUGAACUCGUUCGAGGUCUACGAGAGAAGCACUCCCUCUCCUUGAAGACGCCAUUGAAAGAGCUCCUUGUUUUCCAUCCCGACUCAUCAUAUCAUGCGGACAUUGAACCGCUCCAGUCCUAUCUCACCUCCGAACUCAACAUUCGCGAUGUCGAUUUCACCUCUGAUCAAAUACGCACUGGAGUGAAGUACCGUGCAACUGCAGACUGGCCAGUGCUUGGCCGGAAGCUCCGCAAGGACGUCGGUCGUGUGAAGAAUGUUCUGCCCAAGGUGACAUCCGAUGAUAUAAAGGCAUAUCUCGAAACUGGGAAAAUACUUGUUGAUGGGAUAGAGCUCGUUGCUGGUGACCUCGCUGUUACACGCUAUGUUGACCUUCCGGCGAACGGGUCGUUCGCGACGAACACAGACAAUGACGUCGUAGUUGUCCUAGACAUUCAGCUCCAUCCGGAACUCGAGAGUGAAGGAGUGGCUAGAGAACUUAUUAACCGUAUCCAAAAGUUGCGGAAGAAGGCAGGCCUGCAAGCAACGGACGACAUCGAUGUUUUCUACUCAUUAGAGCAGAACACGGGUGAAGCGUUGAAACAAGUCCUGCAAUCACAUUCCGACGUCAUUACCCGAACUACACGAAGUACCCCUGCUGAUGCAAGUUUGCUGAAAGCAGACACAAAAAUACUGCUAGAGGAAGCUCAAGAAAUUGGAGAGACUAGAUUUAGCCUGUGUCUUGCACUGCCAAGUACAUAG
Messenger RNA from Cantharellus anzutake, 3240 nucleotides. Its product is annotated as tRNA synthetases class I-domain-containing protein. The record is from RefSeq and is a predicted model, not a curated record. Gene Ontology annotation, biological process: isoleucyl-tRNA aminoacylation. Bases 1 to 3240 code for a protein of 1079 amino acids. Gene Ontology annotation, molecular function: tRNA binding; aminoacyl-tRNA deacylase activity; isoleucine-tRNA ligase activity. The transcript has 13 exons. NCBI's taxonomy places the organism in Eukaryota, Fungi, Basidiomycota, Agaricomycetes, Cantharellales, Hydnaceae.